CAUCUGAGAGAGGUUAGAAAACGUGCUCCUCCUUAUCACGCUUAUCAUUGUGGAAAUUAGAUGUCAGUUUCUUGCAGUUUUUUUAAGUGUUCGGUGUUUUUAAAAAUGUGACCGUGAAUGUAAUUCUGCGGAUCUUCAUGUGAUUUUGUAGAUUUUACAAAGCAAAGAAAGUGUUACUCUCUCGGGCUAGCAAUUUUUCGUGAAAAAAGUAUCAAAAUCAUGGCCGCAGAGGCUCAAGUGUCAGAAGUUCCCAUUGAACGCAGAUUUUUCAAAUCCCUUUUCAGCAGAUGCCGUGUCUCCUGUGUUAAGUUUCUAGAUCACUUCAUUAUUGCAGGAGUUGGAGAUGUCUUGCACAUUUACAACAUUAAUACAAAAAAAAUUGAAUCCAAGAAACAAAUCCUCCAAGGCCAAAAUAUUUAUGGUAUUACCUUCCUUGAAGAUUCUUCUGAAGUUUCAAGUAGAGCAAUCAUUUGGGGCGGAAAAGAGUUCUCUAUGGUCUCUGUCAGUUUCAAUGGUACAAUAAAUGUGACUGUGAUUGAUACCUGGCUUGACAGCAUAUGGAUUUGGGAUGUAAAAUGGUUUGAUGCUAACUCAUUUCUGACCGUGGGAAUGAAUAACUCUGUGACACUGUGGAAGUGUAGUUCAAAAUCCAAAGAAAGCAUUGCCUACUGUGAGGACCAGUGUAUUGUGUACUCAGGUAAAAUUAUAGGAGCCUCUUGGACUACUUGUGUCAUUUUGGUAGGAACUGUCAUGCAAAAUAUUUUGAUCUGGAAACCCACUGAUUCCAUUAGUCCAACAUUAUUCACUUUGAAAGGACAUAAGGGCGCUAUUUUCUCCGUCAACUACUGCCCAAAAUCAAAUCUUAUAGUCUCAACAUCUGACGAUAGGACUGUACGAUUUUGGAAAGUCAAUUUCAAGACCGAAAAUGAUUGGACAACUGCCAAUAUUGCACUCACUUCCACAAUAUUUGGUCAUACAGCACGUGUAUGGCAGAGUGCAAUUUUGAACGAUUCAAAAAACAAAAAUAUUAUCAGCGUAGGAGAGGAUGGUAUGUUGUGUGCUUGGACCGAAAAAGGUGAAAAUACAAUGCGGAAAGAAGCACAUCAAGGAGCAUCCAUUUGCGCUGUAGAUGUGAACGCAUCUGCCGGAUUGAUAGUAACUGGUGGAGCCGAUGGUGGACUGUGCUUGUGGUCAGUUACAAAUACAUCUGAAGUCGAAACAAACCACGUUGACUUCAAUUUUGACUCAUGCCUUGCUGAUAUUCAUGAGAUCAAUAAACCUCAACAAUCAGCAAAAUGUGAUACCUCUGAAUCUGUGAUAUUAGGAAAUGAAUUAAGUAAAGAAUUCAAUAGUCUAAGUCCCUUCUCUAGCUCCAGUGUCUGUAGAGCCACUUCAGAAGAAACUAGUGCAUCAAGUGACCUCUUGAAGAAUUUUUCUAUGACAAAUUCUACGAACUCUCUCCUAGAUGGCUGUGAUUUCUGUCCCAGUGCAUUCAGAUGCUCUAAUUUGAAAAGCUUAGUUUUAGUGAAAAGUGGUAAUGUGAUUGCCUCUUUAGACAAAGGCUUCCUUUUAGGUAGCUCUUUAAAUAGUGUUAAGUGGAAGCUUUUAUUCUACGACAGGAGAUUUUCCAAUUAUCAUCUAUUGUCAGUUUCCACGUCUAGGAAGUUUGUCUCACUUGCCUCUAUCUGUGGAACUGUUUUGUUAUUUCAAGACAAUAGUAGUGAUGGGACUGUCAAAAUUACCCUCCUAUCUGAAGUUCAAAUCAAUUCGAGUAAAAUAUUUUCCAUCCACUGGUUAAGUGAUGAAAUUUUCGUCACCUGUGUCGCUGAGGGACUCCUGGAACUUUGGCAUCGUAUCGAUGAAAAUGAUUCAACAGUUGUUGAAAGACAUGAAGAAUGUAUUUUACCAGCAAACAAAGAGCGUUGGUUAACAUGUGCAUCACUGUCAGGGCUCCAUUUACUCUGCGGCGAUAGAAUUGGAUCAAUUUAUUUUUACGAUUUAGAAACUUCAAUGAAUGUGUCUCAAACUUUUAAGAAAAUUCAUCAAGGUGGAGUGUGUGAUGUCCGAUGGAAUGAGGAAACGGGAGAAGCCUAUUCUAUCGGAAGGGAUGGUUAUAUUCGUCAUUGGACGAAAAAUGAUGCCAAAUUGGAACUUUUACUCACGGAAAAAUUACCGAUUAAAUGGCCAACCAGGAUAUUCCUGAAUCAAACACUUGGAAUCAUUGUGCAUGGGUUCACUGCGAAUCAAGUGAUAGUUUGGAGUUACAAUGAGCGGAAAAUUUUGUUGAGGGAAGAAUGUGGCGGCGGACACCGUUCCUGGGACUGUAUUCUGAAUGAAAAACUUGUACUCGUUUGGAUCAAGGACAAGAGUGUGCAUGUCAAAUGUUACCCUGUUGAUAACUUUUCCAACUCUGUUUUCCUGGAAGGAUUUCACUGCAAGGAAAUAAACUCACUCACUGUUUGCAAAACAAUUUCAGAAGAUGGAGAGCACUUUGAUAUCCUCCUCACUGGAAGUGAAGAUACCACUUUGAGAAUAUCUUCUAUAACCUCGUUGAACUUAGAUUCACAGUCAAAUUUCUUUGAUCAGUGUGUGGUCCGCAGUCAUGUUUCCAGCAUCAGAGCCUUGGCAUCUAUCUCAUGGGGACGGGAAGAAACUUCGAAUGAUCAACAUUCAGAGGAUUCAACAACUUUUUCAUCUGGCAACAUUGAGUAUUUGAUCGUGUCUGCUGGUGGACGAGCUCAAAUCAAAGUUUGGAGUUUGACUAUGGCUGCAUCAAAAAUCAAGAAAAUGGUUGAGCUGGCAUCUCAUAUGUUAAGAGGUGACGAUAGAUCUAGAAGAACUGAGAAACAAGAUUCAGGUGAACCAGAAGCAAGAUACAUGGCGGUGGAUGUAGUUUGCUUAUCUCGAAGAGCUGUUUUCAUUUUUACAGCCUGCUCAGAUGGCGUCAUCAGGAUAUUUCAUUUUAGUGACGAUUCAAGGAAGAUUUCGGUGGUAGCGGAAAUAUACUAUCAUGAGGCUUGUAUAUUGGGGAUUCGCAUAAAACAAAUCAACAAAGAUGAUCAAAAAAAAGUAUUUCGAUUUUUAAUGUUGACCAUGACCACUGAAGGCGUUGUUGCUGUGUGGGAAAUCGUGGCCAAGAGUUCUAGUAUGGACAAACUUUCUUGUGGCUACACCAUCCAGAGCCCAGCAACUCCUCUAUUUACCUUCGACGCUCAUCAGUCAGGAAUCAAUAGUCAUGACUUGCAACCACUUGGUGAGGCUUUUAUUCUGGCAACUGGUGGAGAUGACACUGCCAUUACUUUAAGCUAUUUUCUGCUGGAUGAAAAACGCCUGGUGAAACAAUUUACGUUUGAUUGUGCUCAUGAAGCACAAGUCUCAGGCAUAUUAUUCUGUCGUGACAAUCCUUGGAUUUUUACUACCUCAACAGAUCAGCGAAUUAUACUUUGGGCUUACACUUAUGGGACAAAUUUAUCUCUACAGUAUGUAGCUGAGUAUCAAUCAUUCAUAGCAGAUAUUCAUGGAUUGAGUUUCUUAGACCCGUUUAAGUAUACAGUUUGCGUGUACGGAUGUGGCCUUGAAUUGGUGACUUUUGAGAAGGAAAUUUACAUCAAUUCAGUACGGAAAGAAGAGGAAUCCGUGAGUCCUUUGCAGGAAUGAAAACCUUGCAAAAAUGACUGACUGGGAAAUGGUGCAAAACACUGUCAGUACCCAUGUCGAAAUCAAGCAAUUUUUUAAUGUUUAAAAAAAUUCUAAUCUUAGUCAUGUAUCAAAAAAAAAGGAUUUCCAUCAAUGGAGAUCAGUAUAUGUCAAAAAACAUCUGUGCUAUGUUAAAGUAUUACAGCUGCAUUGUGGUCCCCACUUUGGACUACCGAUUUUGUACCUUUAUCGUGCCUUAACUGAAAACUAUGAAAAUUCCAAACUCUUCGAAGUAAAACGUAUCUCACAUUUA
Molecule: messenger RNA, 3949 nt
Organism: Bemisia tabaci
Lineage: Eukaryota; Metazoa; Arthropoda; Insecta; Hemiptera; Aleyrodidae
Product: tRNA (34-2'-O)-methyltransferase regulator WDR6
Biological process (GO): tRNA methylation
Cellular component (GO): cytoplasm
Molecular function (GO): protein binding
Source: RefSeq, a predicted model, not a curated record